Molecule: messenger RNA, 1249 nt
Organism: Conger conger (European conger)
Lineage: Eukaryota; Metazoa; Chordata; Actinopteri; Anguilliformes; Congridae
Gene: morn2
Product: MORN repeat containing 2
Exons: 5
Coding region: 3-407 (134 amino acids)
Source: RefSeq, a predicted model, not a curated record
UUAUGUCCGAAUCGGCAAUUCUGAAGGGGUCCUACAUAUUUCCUAAUGGAGAUAAAUACGUUGGAGAGUGCAGUCAGUCCCCAGACGGAACGGUGAAGAGAGACGGUGUGGGGACUCAAACCUCGGCUAAUGGGCUUGUUUACACAGGGGAGUGGAAGGAUGAUAAGCUGAACGGCAGGGGGAGACUGGAACACGUCUCUGGGGCAGUGUACGAGGGGGAGUUCAGAGACAGCAUGUUUCAGGGCGAAGGAACCUACACCUUCCAGAGCGGAUCCAGGUACACCGGAAGCUUCCGCAUGAACAGGUUAGAAGGUGAAGGAGAAUACACAGAUGCCCAGGGACUGGUCUGGACCGGAACCUUCCAUGGCAUGGAGGCUCCUCGUCUCAAACUGAAGCUCAACACGUAAUAAAAUAAUCCCUGGGUCACCUGAUCACCCCGAUCCCUCCGGAUUACCCAAUCACCUCCUCCCCCUGGGUCACCUGAUCACCCGGAUCACCCAAUCACCUCAUCCCUCUGGGUCACCUGAUCACCCGGAUCACCCAAUCACCUCAUCCCUCUGGGUCACCUGAUCAUCCUGCUCCCCCUGGAUCACCCAAUCACCUCAUCCCUCUGGGUCACCUGAUCAUCCAGAUCACCCAAUCACCUCAUCCCUCUGGGUCACCUGAUCAUCCUGCUCCCCCUUGGAUCACAUGAGCCCUCCGUGCUCCAGGCAUUAAAAGCCACUCAGCAGGAAGAAAGAAAGCAGUGCAUCGUGGGUGGAACACAUCAGCAUUACCCCCUCACAGAUAUUGUGACUUUAAUACACCGUGACCCGUUUCCACGGAAACCCCUCUGCGUAAGCGUGCUCCAAUAAAUCACAGCUACCUGUGCUAAAUCAGUGUAAUUGGUUCCGGGGCGGGGAUUUGAAUACCAAACGCGCGACACUUUCACAGUACCUCUGACCGGAGGUGGGAGUGACUGAGUAAUCGGCUUCUUUCUCUCAGUCACGCCGCGUCGUCCUCCCUAAUCGAUUCGGGAAGGGCGCCGGCGGAGGCGUCGUGUUCUCCUCUGAAAAACACACGACUGCCGCUGCCUCUCCUCGUGCCGCAGUCCUUCAGCUGAGCUCAGACAGGCGUGAGGGGGAGGAGGGCCCUUCCUGUGCCUCCCUGUGGGAGGUAGACAGCCUACGAGGGAGUCAGGCGGUGUCAGGCCCUGUGGUUUUUCAGGGCAAUGCGGUGGCCCCCCUCGCACAGAUUUUAAUCCCUGUCC